Messenger RNA from Pyricularia grisea, 864 nucleotides. RefSeq lists its product as uncharacterized. The coding region runs from base 1 to 864 and encodes 287 amino acids. Gene Ontology annotation, biological process: protein N-linked glycosylation. The record is from RefSeq and is a predicted model, not a curated record. The transcript is spliced from 2 exons. Lineage: Eukaryota; Fungi; Ascomycota; Sordariomycetes; Magnaporthales; Pyriculariaceae. Gene Ontology annotation, cellular component: mannan polymerase complex. Gene Ontology annotation, molecular function: alpha-1,6-mannosyltransferase activity.
AUGAAGCAGGCGCCGGCACCAGCUUCCACGGCCUCGAUCCCGACGCAAACAGCCACUCCCACCACCACUGCAUCGUCAAGCUUGGGGUGGACUGCUGUCGCCGCUCUGCCAGAAAAGCUGUGGUACAAAGUAGGACCUGCAGGCUUGAGAGACGAACUCAAGCCCUAUGUCGACUCCUGUAUAUCCAAAAAUCCCAGUUUCAAGGUCGAGUUUCUGACGGACGAGUCGGGUAAUGACUUUGUCAAGACACACUUUGCCUCUUUCUCGCCAUCACGAUUCGUUCCAAUCAUCAAAGCCGACCUUCUCCGUUAUCUGAUAUUGUACGAGUUUGGCGGGGUAUGGAACGACCUGGACGUCUCCUGCGAAGCACCGAUCAAGGAAUGGGUCCCGGAGCAGUACAAAGACAAAGCGAACAUAGUUGUUGGCAUGGAGUUCGACAUCGAUAUAUGGAUUCGGCAGUUCGCCAGCUGGACCAUCAUGGCCAAGCAAAAAUCACCGCACAUGCUGGCAGCCGUCGAAGAUUGUCUGGAGGGGCUGGUUGCCAAGGCAAAAGAGCGCAAUGUCGGCGGGAUUCAGGACCUGAAGCUCGACAUGCUUGACGAUAUUGUCGAAGUUUCAGGCCCGAGGAGGUUGACGAGGGGGAUUUUGAAGAGUUUGAGCAACAAGUUGAACGAGACGGUUGGCAACGACGAGAUCGCCAACGUCAAGGAGCCAAGGCUGUUGGGGGACGUGCUGGUGUUGCCAGACUACGCCUUUGCAGAUACGAUGAACCAGCAGCAUGGCGAUAAGAAGCCUGGGCAAAAACUGGUAGCGCACCACUACUCUGGAUCCUGGAAGAAUCUAAAUGGCGGUGAAGAGGCAUAA